GGAUGAAUCCGUGUUAUAUCGGCUGUGUGCUUCGCGCAUUCAGUCCGCGCCGUGGGGGUGCGUUGUAACACAUUGGUUCCGAUAGCGGGAAGAACUCAAGUUGAAUUAGAUGAAAUGGCCAGCUCGGGCUUCGGUGAGGCGUUCGGGGGCCUGAAGAGCUCCGAGUUCUACGAGUCUCCGCCCCCGGCGGCAGCGGCGAAGCCCGCGCCGGCGAAGCAGUCCGGCUACAGCAUCCUGGUGAACCCGCGCCAGCGUGGCAACCCGCUGCUCAAGGCCAUCUGCACGGUCCCGUGGGAGUUUAGCGACGUGGCGCCCGACUACGUGAUCGGCGCCAAGGCGUGCGCGCUCUUCCUGAGCCUGCGCUACCACCAGCUGAACCCGAGCUACAUCAGCGAGCGGCUGCAGGCGCUGGGACGCGCCUACGAGCUGCAGGUGCUGCUCGUGCAGGUGGACGUGCGCGAGCCGCACCACAUGCUGAAGGAGCUGACGCGCAUCUGUCUGCGCUGCGAGCUGACGCUGAUGCUGGCCUGGAGCGCCGACGAGGCCGGCCGCAUCCUCGACACGUACAAGGCGUACGAGCACAAGUCGCCGGAGAUGAUCAUGGAGCAGCAGGCGGGCAGCGCGCAGGAGCAGCUCAGCGACGCGCUGACGUCUGUGCGCUCCGUCAACAAGACAGACGCCGCCGCGCUGCUGGCCACCUUCGGCUCGCUGGAGCGGCUGGUGCUCGCCAGCCAGGAGCAGCUGUCCCUCUGUCCGGGCAUCGGCCCCGGCAAGGCCAAGCGGUUGUACGACGUGCUGCACAUGCCGGUGCGCAGGACGGGGAAGAGUUGAGACGGGCCGCGGCGUCGCUGCGGCUGGUGUGGCGCAUGCGGCGGGCGGGAGCGGCUCAGUGUGGGUGGGCGGUGCCCUGCGCGGCGCCGAGUCGGUUCGGCGAUCCAGUCUCGGUGGUCCGUUGUCAAGGAGUCGCAUGGACGCCGCGCCUCGCCCAUGCUUCCCUUGUUGACAGUCACGCAUCAUCACGUACAACGCGGUAUGGUUGUUCUCAGAUGAAGCCUCGUGUUGGUCUUGGAGGCGAUUUUAUUGCUCGUCUCAUGAACAUGGUAGAACCUAUUUUUGGCUGGCAUUUAGACCAAUAUGGCCAGUGGUCUUGUAUUUUUUGCUGUGUUACUCUGAAAUACAGUAUGUUUUUGUACGUA
Messenger RNA from Pollicipes pollicipes, 1196 nucleotides. RefSeq names its product DNA excision repair protein Ercc1 (gene Ercc1). The transcript is spliced from 2 exons. NCBI's taxonomy places the organism in Eukaryota, Metazoa, Arthropoda, Thecostraca, Pollicipedomorpha, Pollicipedidae. Gene Ontology annotation, cellular component: nucleus; ERCC4-ERCC1 complex; nucleotide-excision repair factor 1 complex. Gene Ontology annotation, biological process: mitotic recombination; UV-damage excision repair. The coding region runs from base 115 to 831 and encodes 238 amino acids. Gene Ontology annotation, molecular function: single-stranded DNA binding; damaged DNA binding. The record is from RefSeq and is a predicted model, not a curated record.